AUGGGACUAACUGGCUGUGAAAAAUUUGGGAAGGUGUUUCUCAUUGUCAUAAACAUAAUCUUCUUCCUGCUAGGACUUGGACUUUUCAUAGUAGGGAUUUUGAUGAAAGUUAAUGUUUCCGCAAUAAGUGAUGACGUAAAGCCUGCACUGAAUGCAGUCACCGUGACUAGUUUUAAAUUAGGAGAUCUGGUGGAUAACCUAUCGAUUCUCUUCAUAUUAGAUUGUUGUGCUGUGAACAAUACAAAAACCGACUUUGAUAGCACUCCAUGGCACACAACUGGCAAACGAGCAACUGCCAAGAUACCCAGAACAUGCUGCAAAGGGACUGAUUCUGAUAGUUAUGUUUUAUUUACCAGCAGUUCUCCAUGUGUUCGAGGCACCAUUGGAUAUAAUACAAAGGGAUGUUACGAUGCUCUGCAAGAUCAGAUUUCGACAUACGGGAAUGUGUUUAUCGGAGUCGGAAUAACCAUCCUAUUAAUUGAGCUUCUAGCAGUUGUUUUCGCUUGUAUGAUUUGCUGUCAAACUGGAAAGGAUGAUGUAGUUUAAACAAACUCUUCUUGAGACGUGAAAAGUAAAGCGUAUGUUUUUUUUUUUGUUUUUUUUUUUAAA
Messenger RNA from Saccostrea echinata, 609 nucleotides. RefSeq names its product tetraspanin-36-like. Bases 1 to 546 code for a protein of 181 amino acids. Lineage: Eukaryota; Metazoa; Mollusca; Bivalvia; Ostreida; Ostreidae. Gene Ontology annotation, cellular component: membrane. The transcript is spliced from 5 exons. The record is from RefSeq and is a predicted model, not a curated record.